AUGUCGUACAAUUAUGGAGCUCCGCCUUAUGGGCGUCCUCCGGGAUUUGGAUCUUUCCCAGGCCAGACUGGUACGCCCCCUGGUAUGGGACCGCCCCCAGGAAUGGGUCCUCCUCCGGGCAUGUCUGCGCCAGGUACGGCUCCUCCUCCUGGUGUACAGCAAGCCAACAUUGCUCAGGGCACUCGACCGUCGGGACUUCCUGCGAGCUUCCAAGGCCCUCCCAAUAUGCCAAACAUUAACUUCUCUGCGCCCGUCAUUCGGUUGGGAACUGGACCCUCGAAACCUACUACACCAGCUAUGGGAGGAAGGAGAGACACGGAUCCUGUAUCUGCUGGUGCAAGACCUGGAUUGGGUGCUGAAAGGGGUAUGGAAGCUCAACGACAAGCGAUGAGAGAUAAUAUGAUGUCUCUGAUCCCGCCUACCAAAGAGGAGAUUGUUAGGACAAUUUUCGUUGGCGGCAUCACCGAAGGCACUGGUGGCGAUGAAGGAGUAGAGAGGAUUCUAUGCACAGCUGGCAGAUUACGACGGUGGGAUCGAGCGAUUGAUGCAAAUGGGAAGGAAUGCACAUUUGGAUUUGCACAAUACGAUGAUGCUGAAAGUCUAGCGGUCGCGGUAGAAGUUCUGAAGGAUGUUGAAAUACCACUCAAAAAGCAAGAGCCUAGCGACGGCGUGAAGAAAGAAGAUAAGGAAGACGUCAAAAUUGAAAAGGCCAAACUACUAGUUUUUGUGGACGACAAUUCAUACAACUAUCUUGAGAACUACAAAGCAAAUCGUGGGGACGAUCCGGCAGCCGAACAGUCGAGGUUAGAUGUUGCCCGGGCGAAUCUCAAAGGCGUUCUAUUCGAACUAUGUUAUCCCUCUAUGUUCAUCAAAGCAGAAGCUCAUGACGGCGACACUGAGAUGUUAGAUGCAGAUGGCAGUAGGGAUAAUGUGGAAGUUAUCAAUAUACCGUUAGCAGUCGACGAUGAGCUGGCUGAUAUUCCAGCCGAUAUGCGGGAAACAGUGGCCUUGGAAAUCACAGCUUUCAGAGAACGAAGUACGAGAAGAGAUAUGGAGCGUCUUAAGCGAGAAGAGGAGAUGGAAGCUUUGGAGAGACAACGAAAUGGUGCACCUCGAGCUUCACGGCUCGCUUCUCCCGGACCGACAAUUCCAAGCGGACCAGCGGCUGGUACGAACAAUAUCCCUCUGGGCCCCCGUGGUGUGUUAAAUGCUCCGUCUGGCCCUAAAUUACAGAGUGCGCAGAUGCCUCGUGAUUACCAAGCUGGGAUGAAAUUUGUUAAUGGCAGCGGUAUCAACGGUGCUGCAAGUGGUGACGUCUGGAUCAAUCGAGAUGAAGAAGACGACUCUGCCAGUGAUGAGGAAUUGGAACGACGGAAGACAGCGAAAAAGGAAGCUGAGCAAGGAAAGCAGUACCUUGACCAAGAACGUAGGUGGCUCAAUCGAGAAAAAGCACGUACUGCUGCUGUACAUCGAGAAAAGGAGCGUGAGGACGAGGAUGAAGGUAAGCUGAGUAUUGAGAGAGAGAAGAUGGGUCGGUUAUUGGAGAAAUGGGACGACGAAGUGGAGGCAUCUCGAAAAACAGAAGAGUAUUAUGCGGAUCGAAGUAUGUGGAUUCGAAAUCGUGCAGUCUUCAGAGCAAGAGAAGUUGCAGCGGAUGACAAAGAUCGUCAAGCAGAGCAGCGUGAAAGGCAACGAGAAACUGCCGAUAAAGAGCAAGCGCGUGGAAUGGCAGACUCAUUUCUUGAUCGACAGGCGGAGGAACUCGAAUCCCGUGCUGGCCGAGCACAACAACCGUUCAAGCUGUCACUUGGUGCUGCCGCGCAGAAAGCUCAAAAAGCUGCACCAUCUCGUAGAACAGUCGCUGAAGUCGAAGGUCUUCUUGAAGAUGAAGAAGAUGCCGACAAAAUUACCAAACGGACACUUAUUCCUAUCAAAUACGAUCCUUCAGCGGCAGCUGCAUCACUUACCCCUGAGGAACGUGAUGCCGCUGCUCGACAGCUGGCUGCGGAGAUUCCUACUGAUAAGGACGGGCUGUGGGCUUGGGAAGUCAAAUGGGAGUUUGUGGACGAUGCUGUUGUUGAGAAACUCACACCGUUCGUGGAGAGGAAGAUUAUGGAAUACUUGGGCGUUCAGGAGCAGUUACUCGUCGAGGUGGUUGAGGAGCACAUCAGGAAAAGGGCCAAGCCUCAGGAGCUGGUGGAAGAAUUGGCGGGCGCUUUGGAUGAGGAAGCUGAACCGCUGGUAAGAAGGUUGUGGCAACUCUACAUCCUCGUCACACUCCUCUUCGCGCUUCACGUCCUCGGACUACCUUUGCCUACGUCCUCUCUCCACAGUAGAGAAAUCGACGUUAGUAUCGAGGCGAGAGAUGUUCUUGAUAUAAGGGGCGGCGUUGAUAGUGGUGGGACGGGCAAGAGGGGGGGUGUUGGUAAUGGGGGGACUGGGACUAGUGGAGGUGGUGUCGAUAGUGGCGGGACGUGGAAGGAGGUGGGGAGGGAGGUGUGGGUUGAUCAUGGGGAUUGA
Glarea lozoyensis ATCC 20868 is the source of this 2520-nucleotide messenger RNA. RefSeq names its product RNA-binding, RBD. The coding region runs from base 1 to 2520 and encodes 839 amino acids. Gene Ontology annotation, molecular function: mRNA binding. Gene Ontology annotation, biological process: mRNA processing. The record is from RefSeq and is a predicted model, not a curated record. The transcript is spliced from 5 exons. Gene Ontology annotation, cellular component: spliceosomal complex. NCBI's taxonomy places the organism in Eukaryota, Fungi, Ascomycota, Leotiomycetes, Helotiales, Helotiaceae.